AUGCCACAGUCCGCAGUCCCACAGUUGUACACGAUGUCCAGUUGCUGCGUAGCUUUUUUUAAGAGAUCUUACUCGACCAAAACGAAAUUGACUACCAUCUUCAACGAAGAUGUGCGUCAGAUGGUAUCGCGUGAAGAAAUCAAACCCAGGAAACAUCCUGGAAGGUGUAACCUCAACGCUAAACCUUUUCCAGAAGACUUGACCAAUGCCGUCCUAAAAACUAUCAAAGGUGUGCAGUUGAAAAACGUAAUGAGUGAUAGCCAGCUAUUGUUAAACUAUCUACACAGUAGACACAGUCCUGUUGAACAAAGUGAAAUAAUGGAAAAAAAGCAACAGAACAGAGUUGAAUUAGAAAAAAAAUAUUACAGUGAAAACAUGGACGAAGAGCGACAAAUCAAAUUUGAAAAAUUCAUCAAUAACCGUGUAGAAAGGCUUGUUGCUCAAAGGACAUAUAAUUGGAAACCAAUUGAUUACAGCAACAAACAUGUAUGCCAUCAAUACCUGCUGUCUCGUAUUGCUCCAGAGUAUAAUGUCAUAAAAACAAUAUUUAGUGAAUUACAACAGAGAGAUCCAAAUUUUGCUCCUCAGUCCCUGUUUGAUUUUGGCUCUGGUAUUGGUACAGUUACCUUAAAUGCAAAAAAUAUCUGGGAGAACUCAUUAAAAGAAUAUUAUUGUGUCGAUACUUCGUCUACUAUGAAUGAUCUAGCAAAACUUCUUUUGCAAGAGGGAAAUCCAAAUAAUGAGAAAAUAUUGCCUAAGGGUCUGUUUUACAGACAAUUUUUACCAGCAUCACCAAACUUGAAGUUUGAUCUUGUCGUAUCUGCAUACACUUUGUUUGAACUGCCAGACAUCAAAAAUCGGUUUGAGACACUUUUAAAUUUAUGGAACAAGACAAAAAAAUAUAUUGUACUCGUUGAAAUGGGAACGAGAGCUGGGUUCAACUUGAUAAACGAAGCCAGGGAUCUUCUCUUAGAAAUAUCUUCACAAAACAAUACCAAAAGUCAUGUUUUUUCACCGUGCCCUCAUGAACACUCAUGUCCACGUUAUGAUACUGAUGACACACCUUGCAAUUUUGAAGUGUCUUACUAUACACCAAGAAUAGCUCAACAAUCUGUAAUCAAACGAGAACAUUUUUCCUAUGUGAUCAUAAAAAAAGGAGAGAGACCAAAAACAGAUGAACAGUGGCCACGCAUAGUGAGACCGGUUUUGGUACGUUCAAAGCAUUCUAUUUGUCGAAUGUGCACGAGUAGUGGCAAACUGCAAGAAAUUAUAUUUACUGCUUCCAAAAACGGAAAAAUUCCUUAUUGGUGUGCACGAUCAAGUAAAUGGGGAGAUAGAUUGCCAAUAGUGAUCAAAGAGGAAGAAGAAGAAAAAAAAGAAAAGUCUGAACAAAAUUAA
Messenger RNA from Macrosiphum euphorbiae (potato aphid), 1398 nucleotides. The record is from the annotation of a GenBank genome assembly. Lineage: Eukaryota; Metazoa; Arthropoda; Insecta; Hemiptera; Aphididae.